CAGUAAUCGGUGGCUCGCGGUGAGGUGGGACAUCAAUCGAGAGAGAACUUUCCUCAAGAAAACGCGUUGCACGAGUUUGCGUCAGAAAGCUGAGUCGCGAGUGAAAGAACGAAGAGAAAGCGGAUUGUGACUCUAGUGUGGAGGAGAGAGCUUCGGAGCUUUUUUAAAGUCCCAGGACAACGCUGAAAAUUCGUCCGACAAGCAAGUCGAACGAAACCGUGAAAAUUCCCACAUUCAGUGAAGUGUGCAAGAGAGGUUUGACGAGUGAAGAAACGCCCGAUCAAGCGGAUCUACUGACCGAUAUGACCUGCUGCCAGGAAACACGAGUCUAUCACACGCAAAUCACGAUGGCUGACAGCGCAAAAACAUCGUGGUGCGAGGACAAGCGCCGGGGUGGUACAAUCAGCUGCGGCAUGCUGCCGACUCUGCGCGCGUUGGCCUCGCGAGGAUGCGACUGUCAGGGCAGCAUCUGUCUCGUGCCCUUCGACAUGCCGAUGGACGCGGCCAGUCACCUACAGAUGACGCUGUUGAAAGCGUAUUGCCGGGAGAUCGGCAUCAAAGUGCUGAGCGUGUCCGAGAAGAAGAUACGGGACUGCCUGUGCCCCGGAAGUACGGACAUGUCGUGCGUUCUGAUAGCCAAGGACGAUCCACUUUUACUCGAGUUGCCGGAUUGAAGCUCGGAGCGCCGUUUAUGAGAAAUAAAACUAAAGAAUGGGUCUAGCGCGCCUGUUUUCUUCAUCGAAGACUCGAAGAAGAUUGCUUAUGAAUGAUCUCAGGAAAGUCUUCGCAAUGAACGAGAGGCCGAAGAGACUUCGUCCCGGCACACUACGUGCCUGAAGUGUCUCAGUAAACGUGCUGAGAAGAGACAUUUGUGCAAACUGCGAGUUGUCUUGCCGCAAGAUCUAUCUGUAUUAGCUGUCGAUGGCACUUUUUGUACUUUUCUCCAAAUUUGUUGUUUUCUACUUUUCUUUGUCAGCGCUGUAAAUGUUUGGAGAGCUACCGAGUGCAGAAAGUGAACGCAGCUGAUGAGAUUUGUAAAAAAAUUUUUUAAAAUGAAAAGAUUUAUUAUGAUUAAGGCGAGGAGAUUUGUAACCCGAAGGAGUGAUCUUAAAAUCACUCGAUCAAGUAAUAUUAAGUACUGUACGCAUUGGGUCAUUUAAUAUGAAAAUUUGACAAAUAUAUAUGAUUCAGUGAUAUGUAUACUCUUUAAUUGUAAGCACGAGUUUUGUUAUGUAAUAAUUAAUCAAUAUUUGUACAACACAUUGUGUGAAAAAAAAACAACAGUGAAUAUCAAAGAACAAGAAUAUAAAACUGUACAAUACUCGA
This is a messenger RNA of Pseudomyrmex gracilis, 1326 nucleotides long. RefSeq lists its product as uncharacterized. Bases 303 to 674 code for a protein of 123 amino acids. NCBI's taxonomy places the organism in Eukaryota, Metazoa, Arthropoda, Insecta, Hymenoptera, Formicidae. The record is from RefSeq and is a predicted model, not a curated record. The transcript is spliced from 2 exons.